This is a messenger RNA of Tachysurus vachellii, 881 nucleotides long. It is a transcript of the gene cabp7a, whose product is annotated as calcium-binding protein 7. Gene Ontology annotation, molecular function: calcium ion binding. The record is from RefSeq and is a predicted model, not a curated record. Lineage: Eukaryota; Metazoa; Chordata; Actinopteri; Siluriformes; Bagridae. The coding region runs from base 234 to 881 and encodes 215 amino acids. The transcript has 5 exons.
GCUCUACAGCGCGCGCCGUGUGUGAGAGGAAUGCGCCUUAUUGUCCCUCGCUUCAGAGCUCUGUGCGCCUUGUUCUCCACCGAGGAGAGGAGGAGAGCCACUCGGUUUGUUCUGUCUGCACUCUCCUCGUCUGCGGAGUGGCUGCACUGAGCAGCGUUGAAGAGGAAGUGGAGGAAAAGUUGUCGCGGCGCGGACUUUGAGGUCAUAUAUGAAGAUCGGGACUGCGCGCAGACAUGCCCAUGCACCCAGUCACUUCCACUUUGAUGUACCGCGGGAUCUGCACCAUCCCGGACAUCCUCUCGUACGGGACACCGGUCAACCUACCUGAAGAUGAACUGGAGGAGAUUCGGGAAGCGUUUAAGGUGUUUGAUCGUGAUGGGAAUGGCUUCAUCUCUAAGCAGGAGCUGGGCAUGGCCAUGCGAUCUCUGGGCUACAUGCCCAAUGAAGUGGAGCUGGAGGUCAUCAUCCAGAGACUGGACAUGGACGGAGACGGCCAAGUGGACUUUGAGGAGUUUGUGACGCUCCUGGGGCCGAAGAUCUCCGCGGCUGGGAUGCCUGACAAGUUCAACGGCACAGAUUUUGACUCUGUGUUCUGGAAGUGCGACAUGCAGAAGCUCACUGUGGACGAGCUGAAGCGUCUUCUUUACGAGACAUUCUGCGAUCACUUGACCAUGAAAGACAUCGAGACCAUCAUCAUGACGGAGGAGAACCACAUCGAGAACCCAGAGGACUGCCAAGUAGACAUCGACUCCGAGAGUCCAACGCAGCAGGUGAAACAGACGUGCGUCAGGAAGAGUUUGAUCUGCGCCUUCGCCAUCGCUUUCAUCAUCAGCGUCAUGCUCAUCGCCGCCAAUCAGGUGCUACGUAGCGGCAUGAAAUAA